GAAAUAUAACAAGAAAUUUAUCUACGACUCCGCGCUUGCGCGGAGGCAAUGCCUCUAGUUUAUAUAGAUAGACAAAUAAUUAAGUUUAAAUCAUCCUUCAAAUAAGCUUUUACAUAAUUGCAAUUUUAAUUGGAUUCCUCUCCAAAAAUUAUAAUCUUAACCCAUUUUGUAAUUUAUUUUUGAAUUUCUGUCAUUGCGGCUAUAUCCUUUGGAUGAGAAACUAUGAAAGAUAAAAUUAUAAAAUUUUGUUACCACGGACAUGCUGUAAAAAUUAAAAUAGUUAAAGGUCUUAUAUAUAUAUCCAUAACCCCGAAAAUAAGGAAAUAAGGAUUUACAGCAGGCGAGAGAGGCACGGCCGACUUGGUUAUACAUCCUAAUCUUAAUUCCUCCGACUUCUCCUAACGUUAAGCAUUAAUUUCUUUCCUUUAUUUUUUAAUUCCAAUUAUUAUUUCUUGAUUAUCUUUCCUUAAUCCCAAAAGAUUAAAAUUAAAAUUGAUAGUAUAUAUCUUAUCGAGAUUCCGUUUCGACGAAUUAAAUUCUCGUCUGUUUCGUUUUGGGUCCGUGUAUAAGAGAACAAAAGUUCGCGUACGUUCAUCCUUCAACCUCAGAUAAGAAAACUCCUUUGCUUAUGCAUGGAUAGAGGAAAAAAAACAUUGAAUGUCACAGAUUCUCAAUAAUAUCUCAGAGACCAUCCCUUCGAUGAUGUCACAACCUUCACAUAGCUGUCUUCCUAUUUAAAACCUCUCCAUGCAACUCUAGCAUCCCAUUAAAUAAAAUAAAAACAAAACCCACCAAAAAAUCAUUUUGUUUAGGUUUUGUAUUUUAUUUAUUUUAUUUCUUCCUCCUCCAACUCAUCCUCAUACAUGGCUUCCACUUCUUCAUCUGAUCAGUCUCUUUCCAUCAAUUCCCAUCUAACCUCACCUUUAUUUACGUCAUACAUGCUUUCACGCACGUCAUCUUCUUCAUCCGCCGUCGGAGACUACAUCGGGACAGAGAGCUGCUUCGACGUCCUUUCCGCCGAUGAAGAAAACGACGUUGUCUCCCCACAGAAGCCUUUGAACCGGUUUCGUUAUGGAGGAAGGAGGAGGGAGGAAAGAGAAGCUAGAGCUGCGGCGGCGCGUGAGAUUCCUCCGCCGAUACCGCUGCUUGCUCAGACGGAGAAUCUUCUCCCGCACAUGCCGUGGGUUCUGAAGCGUGUGGUGACGAGCGACGGGAGGCUUAUCCUUAGAGAAGAGAAGGUUCGUCAUCACGAGUAUUUCCGUGCGCAUAGAUCCAAUGGUCGUCUCACUCUCCACCUUGUUCCUCUUGACGACGACGUUUUCGAACUUCCCCAAGAGCCAUCUCAUUACCCACCUGAUGAUGUUGAUGAGCAUGAUCACGAGUGUGAUGGUGAUGAUGCUGAUUAUCAUCACGAGGUGAGAGAUGAUUUGGAUGAUCUGGCGGAUAAUGUUGAUAAGAAUGUUAUUAUUACUAUCCGUGAUGGUGAGGAUGGUGUUGUCCGUAAUUAUGAUGAUGUUAAGGACAAUGUGCAUGGUGGUAGUGAAGAAGAAUAUAGGAAAGCUACAUUAUCGGCGGUGGUGGACGAGACGGCGGUGGAGAGCGGAGGGAUGGUUGGAGGAGGAGGAGGAUCGCCAAGAGGAAAGUGUUUGAAGUCAUGUUUUGUUGGUAUAAGAGCUCAAGAGAUCCGACCAGUCCUUAGUUGAUUAAUUAUUGUUAAUUAGUUUUUUUUUUGCGGAAAACAAAUAUUACUGUCGCAGAGAGUUUAAAGAAACAACCGGCUUAGAUUAGAGUAACCGGCUUAGAUUAGAGUAUGAAUGUGAGAGGGUUUUCUCAUAAGAUAAUUAAUCUGUUUCAGAGUGUAAUCUAUCUUCUUUGAGGAUUUUGUAGGUUAUUUAAACAUCUUUUUAGUGGGUUAAUAGUUUUGUCGGCACGUGAGUGAUGUUUGUUUUGUAAGUUUGAGUUUAUCUGGCCGGGUGAAUACUACGAGAAAGAGAUACACUUGUAAGAGAAAAUAUUUCAAAUUCGAAUCGUAAUCUCCUUUUAGAGGAUAUUAAGGAUAAUAUUCGAAAGAUAGAAAUGCAAAAAAAGGGAAGAGAAACAUUACAGCAAAUAUUCGAUAUACCAUAUGGUGCAAACAGCUAAUAUUGUUUUCAUUUUUUUUGGAGAAAAUUGAUUUUGACUUUGCUUAUAUAUUGCUUCAAAUGUAGCGAUCUCCAGAAUCUAUCUAUCACUUCAAAAAAAAAUCUGCGUUCGUACACACGAUGCCAUUUUGAGAAAAAAAAAACCAUUGCUGGCUACAUUAAGUAUUGUCUAUCACGUGAC
Brassica napus (rape) is the source of this 2322-nucleotide messenger RNA. RefSeq lists its product as uncharacterized. The transcript is spliced from 2 exons. Lineage: Eukaryota; Viridiplantae; Streptophyta; Magnoliopsida; Brassicales; Brassicaceae. The record is from RefSeq and is a predicted model, not a curated record. Bases 864 to 1703 code for a protein of 279 amino acids.